AUGGUUCGCACGUACAGAAGAAAGACUGAUGCCGGAGAAUGGUCUCAAGAAAAAAUGAAAGAGGCUGUAAAUAAAGUCCAGAACAAAGAGUUGACCUUACGUAAGGCUGCUGAGAUUUUUGCAGUACCGUUCACGAGCUUACAGAGAAGAGUUACUUUAUCCAGGGGUAUUAUUAAGCGUCGAGGUGGACAGCCAGCUUUAGAUGAGAAUGCAGAAAAGAAGUUAGCUGACCGGCUACUGCACUUGGCAAGUCGUGGCUUCGGAAUUACACCCAAAGCGGUACGUAAGUACGCGUUUGAAUUUGCAGAACGUCAAAACAUAAAACACAAAUUUGACAGAAAUGCUGGAAUGGCUGGCCAGGACUGGUUUCAUCGCUUCAUGCAAAGAAAUAAAAAAUUAACUAUUAGGAAGCCGGAGGGUCUGUCAAGAGCAAGGUGUGAUGGUAUGAAGAAGGAAAAAGUAGCAGAAUUCUUUAAUACUUUGGAAACAGUAGUAGAUAACAACAAUUUAAGAGGAAAACCUGAAUGUGUAUACAAUGUUGAUGAAACGGGUAUGCCGCUUAGUAACCGCCCACCCAACAUUAUAGCCCAAAAAGGUGCUAAAGAUGUUGUCAGCAUGACUAGUGUUGAACGAGGUGAAAAUGUAACCGCUCUAGCCUGUAUGAAUGCAGCAGGACAGUACAUACCUCCAUUUGUUCUAUUCAAAGGUGUGCGUAAACGUGACGAUUUUCUCCUAGGUAUGCCACCUGGUACUGAAGUUGCCAUAACAGAAAACGGCUGGGUCACCGAAGAAGCUUUUAAGUUGUGGCUGCAACAUUUCAAUCGCUACCGGACCCCAGGAAAAGUAGUUCUAAUUUUGGAUGGGCAUGCGUCUCACACCAGCUACUCAGUGGUAGACUUGUGUGACUCUUUCGAAAUUGAACUUGUACUUCUUCCUCCACACACAUCACAUGCCCUGCAACCGCUCGAUGUAUCGUUUUUCAAACCGCUCAAAACCUAUUAUCACCAACAAGCUACAGCAUGGCAACAUUCACAUCCCAAUCAAGGAAUCACAAAAGUCGCUUUCGGAGCACUUUUCCAACGGGCUUGGAAUCAGGCUGCCACUGUUGGGAAUGCUACAAAAGGCUUCGAAAAGACUGGAAUAUUUCCACUAAACGCCAAUGCAAUACCUGACCACAAGUUCAUCGGUGAUCAAGAGUCGGACAUUGUAGAGUCCCAAGUCCAGUCCCCAAGUUCCCAAAAAAUGCAGCUACACGUGCAAGCCACAAAUACAAAACCACUUGAUAAUAUAGUGCCAUCCACAAGUUCACAACAAUCUGACGAAGCCCAGCCUCCCACCUGUGCAGAAAUAAUUAAAGAAAUUCUUCCAUCACCUUUAAAGUCACCAAUUGCUUCUAAAAGAAUUCGUAAAGUUUCAAAACUGGCCUUGCAUUUAACAUCACCUCAGAAUAAGACUACUCUUCUCGAAAAAGAAGCAAAGAAGAAAUUUAAGGUAGACAAUAAAACCAAGGAAAAUAAGGAAAAGGCUGUGGGCAAAGAAAACACUAUGAAGAAAAUGAAGAAUAAAGCAAAGCUUGCGAUAAAAAUUAAGAGUUCAUCUCCAAAACAUAGAGAGUGGCACUGCAUUUACUGUUUCGAAAUAUUCGUUCAUCCACCAUCAGAGGAUUGGAUUCAGUGCAAUGCCUGCGAAGAAUGGUGCCACGAAAAAUGUGCUGAUAUGGGGGAGGAAAAAGGACCAUAUGUAUGUGAAUUAUGUGCCGAUAAUUAA
This is a messenger RNA of Parnassius apollo (apollo), 1767 nucleotides long. NCBI's taxonomy places the organism in Eukaryota, Metazoa, Arthropoda, Insecta, Lepidoptera, Papilionidae. The record is from the annotation of a GenBank genome assembly.